UAAUCGAUGGCAGUUUGAUCGAGCAUGAAAAUAAGUAAACAUACACGGUGCCGUAGUUGCAUGCAAAUGCUGUCGAGGCUUUAUCGUUGAUAUAAACCUAAAUUUUGCCCUUAAAUUAAUGGUGAUUUAAGGAAGGACGUCUGCUCGUGUAUGGAUACUGUUGCUAAGGGGCAUGUUGGGGGUUUAGCCUGUCGUUAGCAUUGCAGCUCAGCGAAGCUAACGUUUUCUGACAUGGGCCGAGUGAGCAUUAUGGAGAAAAAAGUUGGAGAAGAUGUGGAUUCUGAUGAUCUGCUGAAGACUUCGUUGCACUGUGACGACAAGGAUAAGCUUCGUAGAAAGUUGGCAUUGUUACAGAAGGAAUACCUGAGGACAGCCCGAAGACUGAAGCGUGCAGAGCGGUUGGAGGCAGUGAGGAAACAUGUUCGGAACAGAAUCACGGAGCAGAACCACCAGAAUCAGGGAUGCUCAGGCGGCACAUCUAACCCUCUUCUCCAAACAUCCUCAUCUUCACGAGCUGCCGCUGAGACUACCGCAGCCUUUUCUGAGUGCCAGGGCCUCAGUGGAGAUCCAGCUGGUGAAUUCAGGAGGACUCAAACAAUCAAGUUUCUUCUCCCCUCUGAUGCAGCGUGCACGCCGCCCCCCGAUGCCAGCCUCGAUCCAGCUGGAAACCACAAAGCCAGUCCUGCCCUGCGGCUCAGGUCUCGAAGCAGCCGCUUGCGUUGGGAAAAGAGAACCGCUGAAGCUAGCAGGAGCACAGACAACAGUGAGGAUGGACUUGAGCAGAGCGGGAGGACAGAGGGUGUGAGAAGUGAGGGAGAGGAAGGCAAAGUCAAGUCAGAGGGAGCAGAGGUCAUCAAGGAAAGUGAAGAGAUUACGACUGCUUUGGAGUGUGAGUCCCCUUCUGUGCUGCUUCCACACUGGAACACCUGUGGAGGAGCAGGAGAAACGGAAGCACAGGAAAAACAAGGAGGUCAACAACAUCAGGAGCAGACUGAGAAAAGAGAUUCAGUCUCAGCCUCUUCACCUCUGAUGCAGUGGAGCCCUGCUGUGAACACUGAAGGUAGACAGAUACAUGAAGAAAGCCGGCAGGAAAAACCUGUGCAACAACAAAGAGGGGACAUGGAGCAAACUCAGGAUAGCACUUUAAAAAUAAAAGAUGACAAAGACACCGCAGGAAAGAAUCUCAUGGACUCCUGUACUGUAGUUGAAGGACUACUUUAUCCAGCGGAAUACUACAUCCGGACCACAAGGCGGAUGACAUCUGCACAGAGCCAGCCUAACGUGCAGGCCAUCGUACUGUCCCAGUUCAGCCAGGGUCGAGGUCGUAGGAGAGGCCGCGGGAGAGGCUUCAACACCAACAGGUGUUCAGAUCAGCACACUCAGACAGACUCCUCCCUUCUGAGUGAGCCCGCAUCAUCAGGUUCUCGCGUCCACUUCGAUGUUCAGGCUCUUGACAAGUCUGCUGUGUACGAAAAUCAGACACCUGAGCAGACCAACACUGAGGCACGUUUGGUUUCUACAUUAGGCACUUGUCGCCCAGUGAGGAGUAGCAGCAGGAGGAGGAGAAGAGGUCGAGGCAGAGGGACGUGUCUUGCCGCACGGCACUCCUCUGGUUUAGAAACUCCUCCUCUUUGCAGUAAACAAACAUCAGAUGAUUCCCAGCCACUCAGCGGCAGUGUCGAUCCGUCUGUGUCUUCAUCUGGAGCUGAGGGGCUAAAGACUGAAGUUGCUGCUCCAGUGCCUGAUGAUCCCCAACCUCUGUCUCCUCGUGCCACAGAUGCCCAGAGUUCCUCUGGAGUUAAUGGGACACCAUCAAGCACCACAUCUUGCCAUCUGAAGAACAUCCAUCCCAUCUUUUCACAGAGGAGCUGCCAGACUACAAGAUCCAUGCAAAUGGAGAGAACAGACUGGCGGCUGGUCCGCUUGCCUUCCUCUUCACCAGCCGAGAACUCUCUGCUUCCUUCCUCACUGUUUGACAGACUGGUCAACUUUGACAUCCAGCAAGAUUUCCAUCUCCCUGAUGACCAGUUUGCCUCCCUGAAGCUGCACAAGCUCCGACAAGUCGCCGUGGAAUUGGAGCUCUUCACAUCUCCAUCUUACAAUACACGCAGCAGCAGCGCAGUGACGCCUCUGCCCUUCACACUCAGUCUCACACCGACAGUGCAAAGUUUGCCACCUACAACUGGAGAAUCUUUAAACCAGCAGUCCUCGCUUGCAUUGUCUCAGACAUCUCCAGGAUCCAUGGUUGCUCCUCAAUCAGUGCAUCAGUCCGCAGAAGAACACCUGUCUGAUGGAGACACCACAGAAGCUGCUGAAGAGAACCGGGAUGAAAACAUCUGCACAAAUUGCCAGACGCUCACCCGCUCAUCACUGUGGGUUUCGGCGGUUCCUGAGUGUGUUGACAACUCUGUAGAUCAGUGUGAAGAGCCGAAUCCUCAGAGUAGCCACAUAGACGACUCAUUAGAUGUCUGUGUCGUUCCACAGCCUGAUCUCAACUGUACAGUCCAACUUGACCAACCAUUUGCAGAACAGCUGAAAGAGUCCGUCGUGCAUUCGGACAAACUUCAAAUAAAACCUGCUUCAGAUAUCUCUGAGCAACAGACAGAUUGUCUUGUGGAGGAUCAGCAGCCUACACAUCACCAAACAGAAGACGGGACACUCAUGGAGGAUCUGUCAUACUUGAAUUGUCCUCCAGAAGAAAACACUGCAGACUCUAACAGUUGUUGCACAACCAACUGCGCUGCUUUGAAAACAUCUAAUGACUCUGAAGCUGAUGCAGAAAAAUCAGCUAUUGAUUCAAAGUGUUUGACUGAAGAACAUUGUGAAACCAGCACAGAUCCUCCAGAGGAGGAGUUGACUGAAAGUAAAAAUGAGGAUAAGUGUUCACCUCACCGUAAUGUUCACUCUGAGCUCCUGCUGAGCCCCUCCAUAACACCACACACAAUCUCAUCCGCUGUCCCUUCCAGCCCCCCACUGCCAUCUCUUGGACUGACACCAAACUCCGUCACAACCGGCCAAGUUCUAACCUCACCAUCUCUUCAUAAACCCUCCACUCCUCCGGCUCAAUCUCCCUGUCCAUCCCUCACUUCCGCCCUUCCGCGUCUUCCUCCUGUGUCUUUUCCUGAUCCAAUCCAGGGUUUUUUGGAGCUUCCAGCUCCCUGCCCAACUGUCACCGCUGUCCAGGAGACUUGUACAAACGAGCGUCAAUGUGUUGAGAGAGAGGCUGGGAUUGGACAUGUGGUGACAACAGAAGAGACGGCAAAGGAGGACAUUAGACCCACACAUACAUUAAAGGCCCCAGCAGGAGGCUCUCUGGUGGAUGCCUGCUGUCUGCUUGGAUCUUCAGGUGCUUUGUACGUUGCAGCAGCAGGAAAGUGGGCGGUGUGCAUCUGGAGCCAAACAUCACCAUCCGAUUGGAGCUUAAUGCACACCUGGACCUUCAGUAAGCCUGUCAUCAAUGUGUUUUCUGUCCCGGAUGCUGUUGAUCUGAUGUAUGUGACUCUAGGACAGCUGGAGAUCAGAGAGGUGAGGAUACUAUCAUGCUCCACCCUCUCUGAUGUACUGCUGUGUGAGGGCGUGGUCCAGGCUGUUGUGGGUGUGCCCAAGUCAAGAGUGGUUAGCUCCUCCCACUCAGCAACGGGAUCCGUGCUGCAGGUGUUCACGCUGUCGGACAGCAGGUGCGUGCACAGCUCUCAGCUGCUCGUGUCUCCUGGCGUUUGUGUCCGGGCCCUCGCUCCAGUCGAGAGGCUUUCAGAUGCUCUGAUCGGGACCGAUGAGGCAGGACACGUCUUUGUUUGGAAUUUAAGGAGUGGACAGCUGCUGCGAAGGAUGGUCCUCGGAGAGGGUUUGCUGCACUCGGCCUGCCUCCGAGGUUACUCCUGCAGUGGGGUGUUGUUUGUCCUUCUGCAGCAUCACUUCCUCAGCUCCCUGGAGGACAAACAUGACACCGAAGGAAAAGAAGAAAGCCUUUCCCAGGAGGAACGGCAGCAGGAAAAGAAGACGGCCCUGUUCUCCUUGAUCGCCAUGAACCCUCUGAAUGGGAAGUCUGUGCUGGCCACUCGUCUGUACCCACACAAAUCCUGGACGGGAAGGCUGUGCGAAGCCGAUGUUUCCGGCUCGGCAGUGGUCGGCUUGAGCCAGACCGGCUGCGUGUGUGUGUGGGACGUCAGCAAGCACGGCGGUGUGAGGAUGGUGAAGCCGACCGACAGAGACGGCUGGCUGCUGGCUCGCUGGGGGGAGCGGGACACACUAGUGACGGGUCACCACAGCGGAAACGUUACUUUGCACUACUGCACUGAGUUACGUGCCUCUGCUCUGCUAACAAACACGUUAGUCUGACGUGCAGUGAACACAGCAUCACAGUGUGGACACUUUAAAUUUCAUUCCUCAUCUGAAGGUGAUAAAAAUUCCACCUGCAUGUUUUUCCUUUAAUUUUCACUGUGCAAUUUUGUUUCAUCAGACCUACUUUUAAAAUAAUCACUGUUUCAGGGGGGAUUUUCAAAAAAAAAAAAAAAAAAAAAAAAUUACAUUUCUUGUUCCCGACACUGUAAACAAAUGUCUCAGUCACUGAAGAUGUUUUUAUUGUUCAUCUGGCCGCCAUGUUUAAGCGUUCCGUCAAGAUGUGCAUGUGAUAGUAUAUUAAUGUUAUUUUUAGACAUAGGUAAUCCACAUGUGAAAAAUACUGUUUUAUUGCUGUUUGUUCUUUCCUGUUAAUAUUGUCAUAUUAAAAGUUGUUAUAUUUAAAAAAAAAA
Molecule: messenger RNA, 4751 nt
Organism: Thalassophryne amazonica
Lineage: Eukaryota; Metazoa; Chordata; Actinopteri; Batrachoidiformes; Batrachoididae
Gene: palb2
Product: partner and localizer of BRCA2
Exons: 14
Coding region: 232-4338 (1368 amino acids)
Biological process (GO): double-strand break repair via homologous recombination
Cellular component (GO): nucleoplasm
Molecular function (GO): DNA binding; protein binding
Source: RefSeq, a predicted model, not a curated record